Nicotiana tabacum (common tobacco) is the source of this 390-nucleotide messenger RNA. NCBI's taxonomy places the organism in Eukaryota, Viridiplantae, Streptophyta, Magnoliopsida, Solanales, Solanaceae. The record is from RefSeq and is a predicted model, not a curated record.
AUGUCGAUAGUCACUGUAGGGGAGAAGCCGGUAAUCACUCGAGAGAAUAAUUUGCCUGUCGCCACUAAAGAGGAGGACAGGAAAAGAAAAACUUUGGCAGUUACUCAAGAUCAGGAGAAGAAGAAAAAGCCCGUCGAGGAGUCACCUUACAUUGUCGUUCAUGUGACGGCACAGGAUGGAGGUAAAUUAUUUUUCAAACUUCAGGAAACGACACCUCUGCAAAAACUUAUGAAGGUUUACUGCGACAAAAAAUUUAUGAAUAUGGAACAAAUUGCAUUUUUGUUUGAUAGCAAGAGAAUCAGAGGCAAACAAACUCCAAAAGAGCUAGAGAUGAUGGAUGGGGAUGAAAUUAAUGCUAUGCUGCAUAUGAACGGUGGAGGUUUCGCUUAG